This is a messenger RNA of Cladophialophora psammophila CBS 110553, 642 nucleotides long. RefSeq names its product guanylate kinase. NCBI's taxonomy places the organism in Eukaryota, Fungi, Ascomycota, Eurotiomycetes, Chaetothyriales, Herpotrichiellaceae. The transcript has a single exon. The record is from RefSeq and is a predicted model, not a curated record. Gene Ontology annotation, molecular function: GMP kinase activity. Bases 1 to 642 code for a protein of 213 amino acids. Gene Ontology annotation, biological process: purine nucleotide metabolic process. Gene Ontology annotation, cellular component: cytosol.
AUGGCUGCCUCUGCCCCAACGGACGAGCCAAGACCCAUUGUAUUCUCCGGGCCUUCGGGCACUGGCAAAAGUACCCUUAUAAAGCAACUCUUUGCGAAACAUCCCGAUCUCUUCGGCUUCAGCGUCUCCCAUACUACUCGAAAGCCGCGACCUGGCGAGGAAGAUGGCGUUCACUAUCACUUCAUCACCCCCGACAAAUUCGAGUCAAUGAUAGCAGAAAAUGCCUUUGAGGAGCACGCCAGGUUCGGAGGUAACUACUACGGCUCCUCGAGGAAGGCUGUCCAAGACGUCGCCGAGGGGAAAGGCAAGAGCAUCGAUGGCAACACAGCUCCUGGCAAGAGGAUAUGUAUAUUUGACAUUGAGAUGGAAGGCGUCAAGCAGUUGAAGAAGAGCCAGCUGAAUCCGAGGAUCUGCUUCAUCCAACCACCCAGCAUCGAGGUUCUGGAACAAAGACUGCGUGGCCGCGGCGACACCAGCGAAGACGCAAUUCAAAAGCGUCUGGCCCAGGCCAAAAAUGAGAUGGAGUAUUGUAAGACCGAGGGCAAGAACGACAAGGUCAUAAUCAAUGACGACCUGGAUGCCACAUUCAAGGAACUUGACGAAUGGGUGAUGAAAGAUCUUGCUACAGGUGCCUCAGCUUGA